This is a messenger RNA of Meloidogyne enterolobii, 529 nucleotides long. The record is from the annotation of a GenBank genome assembly. NCBI's taxonomy places the organism in Eukaryota, Metazoa, Nematoda, Chromadorea, Rhabditida, Meloidogynidae.
AAGCCAAUACCAGCAAGAAUCAACCUCACAGCUUUGGGAUAUGGAAGAGGCUUUGCACCACCAAAGCGUAUUAUAAUUAACGGGACACCUACUGCACGAAUUUUUACCAUCAACUUGGCUGAGGACGGUGUGCCGCAGAGAACUGCUAACAUUCCAUUUAGUUUGACUCCACGCUUUCAGAUAAGUAAAGUAAGUGAAUGCUUAAAGUUUUAAACUCAGUUUCAACUUGUUUGUCUAAAUUUUUCUUAUUUGAGGUUGCUCGUAAUGCUUGGAUGAAGGAAGGAAGAAUUGGAAGAUGGGGUCCUACAGAGACUUCCGGAGGGUUCCCUUUCAAAGUUGGCCAACCAUUCAUAUUGGAAUUUAGAGCCGGAGCGAAAGAUAUAAUAAAUAUAUAUGUUGACGAGAAAUACUUUACCUACUUUGUUCGAUACAGCUUGAGUAAGAUUAGUCAAAUUGAGAUUACACAGGAUAUCAAAGUGAGCUCUAUUACUCUGUGCAAAUAAAGAGAAAUUUCUGAUUAAAUAUUUGA